This is a messenger RNA of Rotaria socialis, 828 nucleotides long. The record is from the annotation of a GenBank genome assembly. NCBI's taxonomy places the organism in Eukaryota, Metazoa, Rotifera, Eurotatoria, Philodinida, Philodinidae.
AUGAAUAGUUCGAUAGUUAAUAUUAUGAAUCUUCCGGAUGAAAUACUUAUUAUUAUUUGGAAUAAAUUGAGUAAGAUUGACGUACUUUAUUCAUUUUUAAAUGUUAAUAGAAGAUUCGAUAAACUAGUACGUGAUAAGAUUUAUACUCGUUCGAUUGAAUUGAUUAAAAACAAUUGUCAAACAUUCAACUUCAAUAUAAUUACUUAUGCUUAUGCUAAUAAUCAAUUGUAUGAAAACAUUAAAUGCACAUUUCUCAACGGGAAAUUCAGUCAAGUUGACUUUUACUUAGAUCAAUAUCCAAAUGGAGAGGCUCGAUCUCACAUCUACUCACUUCCAUACAAAAUCAAUGUCAUGCAUGAUAUUAGUAGUAACUUUCCUAUAGGUCUAUUUACCAAUGUCCAUGACAUAUGGUUGGCGGAUAUUUUUUGUCCAUUUGAGCAUAAAUUCUAUGAUCGAAUUGCUCGUUCUUUUCCGUUUCUAACUGAGCUAACUGUUAUUAACUAUAUACCACGAAAUUAUAAACCAUUACAGGAAGCAAACAACAAUAAUCAAGUAUCAUCGGUUAUUGUAUUUCCUCAUCUCACGCAUCUCCACAUAUGUUCUGCGAAUAUUAAUGUUGCCGAACAAUUUUUAGUUGAUAACAACACGCUUUUACCACGCCUCAUUCAUCUUUCAAUUCUAUAUCGAUAUAUAGAGGAAGUCACAGAAAACUUUACACGCAAAGCAACGCGUCGAAAUUGUGUUAAUAUAAAACGUUUAAACUUUUUUUUUUCGACACAAUUUGUGCAUUGCGAAGAAUUUUAUCUAUAUUUUCCUUGCUAUAAAUGA